This is a messenger RNA of Hyposmocoma kahamanoa, 2617 nucleotides long. Its product is annotated as pre-mRNA-splicing factor Slu7-like. The transcript has 15 exons. Lineage: Eukaryota; Metazoa; Arthropoda; Insecta; Lepidoptera; Cosmopterigidae. Gene Ontology annotation, molecular function: pre-mRNA 3'-splice site binding; ATP binding; microtubule binding. Gene Ontology annotation, biological process: mRNA splicing, via spliceosome; microtubule-based movement. The coding region runs from base 1 to 2583 and encodes 860 amino acids. The record is from RefSeq and is a predicted model, not a curated record. Gene Ontology annotation, cellular component: spliceosomal complex.
AUGAGUUUAGAAUUACGAUGUUCGGAUCCCAAUCAGACAAAGCGAGACAUUCCCUCGUUUAUAGAGCCUAGACCUCCGUUAAUUUUAAAUCCUUUCAUGAGGCCUCGCCCUCAGAAAGGAACAAAUUUGAUGGAGCUGUUUGAUGAUUCCGAGAGUGAGGAUGCGGAUUGGGUGCAUGUGUAUUUGCGGCUAAAGCCUUGCAGUGUACGGAACAAUCUGUACGAAGUGAAAAAUGAGCGAUGUCUCGUAACUUCAGUGGAUACAGCUACAGCUGGCCAUGGGCGUCGAACGCAGCACAAUAUUUCAAAAAUGUACACGUUCUCUCAUAUAUUUCGAGCCGAAAGUACACAGAAAGAAAUCUUUGAACGUGUUGUCAAAGACAAUUUAAAAAAACUACCAGAAGGACAUAAUUUCACACUCCUCACCUACGGAGCAUCUGGGUCUGGCAAGACAUAUACCCUAAUGGGUACGGUGUCUGAACCAGGUCUGGUACCACGGUCGUUGGAGUAUGUCUUCAGGGUUGUUGAUGCUGCUCAACUACCAGCCUUUAAACCGUCAGAUGGAGGAGCUGAAAAACUGGGUUUACACCAACAGGACUAUGAGUUUCAGUUCGUAAAGAAACUCCGCCAGUUGUCAAUACCAACACGUGAUAAAUAUCGCCGCAUGAGCGCUCAGCUGCGAAACGACAUGACCAGCACGUGGGACCUGUCAAAUCGAACGCGUUAUUAUGUUUGGGUAUCUUUCAUAGAGAUCUACAAUGAAGCGAUAUAUGACUUGCUGACGAACUGUGACCGCAGCAAGGCGACAUCCAAAUUGCGCAUCCGGGAGGACUCUAGCGGGAAUGCCUAUGUGAAGGGGGCAACGCAAGCUUUUGUCCGGUCUGGCGAAGAGGCCUACGAUGUGAUGGUGGCAGGCAAACACAACCUGCAAGUAGCUGCGACCGGCGUACACGCAAACUCUUCUAGAUCGCAUUGCAUCUUCACUAUCACUAUGUUGACCGAGACUGAGAGCGGCGUACGCGCAGCGUGCGUGCGCCUGUGCGACCUGGCGGGGUCGGAGCGCGCGCGGCAGACGCGCAACACGGGCGCGCGCAUGCAGGAGUCGCGCGCCAUCAACUCGUCGCUGCACGUGCUGGAGCGCUGCCUGCACAUGCUGCGCCGCAAGCAGCGCCCGGGCGCCGACGCCACGCUCGUGCCCUACAGGUUUGUCUCAAUAGUAGUUUACAUUGGAGCUAAAUACACAAAUGCAGGCAUAGCACCUGAUGAAUUCCAACAACCAAACUUAAAUCUCAGUUAUGAUGGUAAACGAGAUCGUUGGAAUGGAUAUGACCCUUUGCAGCAUAAAGCUAUUAUUGAAGAGUAUCAAAAGGUUGAGGAAGCCAAGAGGGAAUUGAGAGCUAAAAAAUUAGAACAAGACCCUACAGCGACGGAAGAUGAUGAUAAUGCUGAUGAAGAUGAGGACAAAUAUGUAGAUGAAGUGGACAUGCCUGGUACAAAGGUUGACUCUAAACAACGGAUCACUGUGCGUAACUUACGUAUCAGAGAAGAUACUGCGAAAUAUCUCAGGAACCUAGAUCCGAAUUCAGCUUAUUACGAUCCUAAGACUCGAUCUAUGAGAGAUAAUCCUGACCCAGCUGCAGCAGAGUCAGAGUACGCGGGUGAGAACUUCGUACGCUUCACCGGAGACACGGUGUCGCAGGCGGCAGCACAGGUGUUCGCGUGGGAGGCGGCCGCCAGAGGGCUGGACGUGCAUCUCCUGGCCGAACCCACAAAAUUACAGAUGCUGCAAAGGCAGUAUCAAGAAAAGAAAGAUCACUUCAAGACUGAGAUGAAACAAUCAGUACUAGAGAAAUACGGAGGAGAAGAACACCUAAAGGUUCCGCCGAAAGAACUUCUGUUGGCCCAAACUGAAGUAUUCACGCGGUACAAUCGCGACGGCACUCUGGCUUCUGGCCCGGAGAAGCAGCUUGCAAAGAGUAAAUACGAAGAAGACGUGUUGAUAAAUAACCACACUUCAGUUUGGGGCUCUUAUUGGCGAGAUGGUCAAUGGGGUUUCAAAUGCUGCCACUCAUUCAUAAAGAUGUCGUAUUGCGUGGGCGAAGCCGGCAAAUCGGUGAUACUGGAUAUACCAGAACAGGCGGCUGCCUCGUCCAGCAAUACUAGAGAAAUUGUUGAGAAGAAAGAAAAAGAAAAACCGUCAAAGUCCUCAAAAUCAGACUCCUCGGAUUCCUCCUCAUCAUCGUCAUCGUCGUCAUCCAGCUCAGACAGCUCGUCGGAGUCUGAAGAAGACCAUCGCACGAAAACGGAAAAGACAAGUAAAAAGAAAAAGAACAAGAAGAAGGCUAAAAAGAAGAAGAAGAAGGAACUUAAGAAAGAAAAGAGAGAAGAUGAGAAGUUGAAAAAGGCUUUAGAAAUGGAAGUAAGGCAACAGAAGCGUGCAGAGCAUCUUAUAUCUAUAGAUGAGAGGAAACGACCAUACAACAGUAUGUACGAAGUAAAGGCGCCUACGGAAGAGGAAUUGGAAGCUUAUCAAAUGAAAAGAAAGCGAGACGAAGACCCUAUGGCCCAAUUUAUGACUAAAUAAAUUAUGUGAAAAUAUCUGUGUAGUUUGUAAAUAA